UGCAGACCUACAGCACUACUCGCCCUGCCAGGAUCAUGACCACCUCGAAUUUCCAGGGCUCCUCCUGGGCAGGACAGGUUCUACAUUUUACUUUGGUGUGAGUAGUGAUGGACACGCUAGAGGCCCUUCUGGUCCGGUGAGCUCGUUGACGACUGGUCGACGGUUAGCGCUGGCGUUCGGUUUCGCAAGGAACGCUGAUCUGUCGUGACGAAAAAUGCGCCCAGCCACCUGGUGAUCCGUCCAUCCUUCCCUUGUUAUGUCCUUGGUGUCAGGAUGGUAUGCAACCCACCAGUCUCCUGCUACCAGGCCGUGCCCGCCUCGUCGUGCGGUGUCUGGCCCACUUCGCAUCGAAACCGUUGGUGGCCGACUCGUCAUCCAGCGUCAGACCACAGCCAGGGUUUGCGAACUUUGAUGCACUGGAGCGGAUCUCUCUUGUUCUGGCGUUCUAUUCGCAGCAUCUCUCUAACCAGGUUCUGACAGCGUUCUGCCCCACUGACAUGGGUACCAUGGGUGGGCAUUGAAGGAUGUCCGACCGUGCGUCGACGCUUGCUGUCCUUGUUAGUGGUUUGGGAUGUCUCCAUCCACCGUCAUACCUAAAAGGACAUUAUAUUGCCUCUACACCUCACAAGAACCUCUUCGAUAUCACAACUAGCAUCGCCACUAAACAACCAACCUUCCUCUCUCCACGGACUUCCCUCUUCCUAUAUCUCACAUCUUCUGUUAUAUCUAUUUACUUUCGAGUCCUUCCUUUACUCUCAUCAACACAACUCGACAUCGAUCCUACAACCAUCCUUGACCAUCCAUAAUACCCGGAAGGAACCCAAAGGCCAUACUCUAUUUCCUAUUCUUUCUCUCAACCACAUAAACAUCCGGGAGUGUUUUGUUUGGACCCAUGUUCUGAGCCGGUUGUUCUCUUAUUUGGUCUUUAACGACUACUCCUUUUUCCUAAAGCAAGUACUCGGUACUUUUGGGUUCUCCCAAUAAUGCUCUUGACACCACCACCGUCUCCUGAACUCACGACCUCUCUUGCGCCAGAGGACAGAUUGGGGUGUGUACUUGCCGGCCGAUUGGAACUCGUCUCUGUCCUUGGAGUGGGUGCCUAUGGAGUCGUCUACCGUGCUGUCGACAUCUUGACCAAUAUUCCCUAUGCUGUGAAGGCUCUUCCCAAAUCCGGACUAGAUGCCAGACAGCGGCGGUUUCAACGACGAGAGAUCGCUCUACACCAUCAAGCAAGCCAGCAUCCCAAUGUUGUUUCCUUGUUGCGCAUCUUGGACAGCCCGGACUGCACCUUUGUCGUGAUUGAAUUUUGCCCGGAAGGCGACCUUUUCUCCAACAUCACCGAACACGGCCAUUUCGUGGGCGAUGACCAGCUGGUUAAACAUACGUUCCUGCAGAUCUUGGAUGCCGUCCAGUACUGCCAUUCCGUUGGGAUUUACCAUCGCGAUCUGAAACCCGAGAACAUCCUGGUCACCAACAAUGGAAGUACGGUCAAGUUGGCCGAUUUUGGACUCGCCACCACCGAUGCAGUCACAUCCGACUUUGGAUGCGGUUCUACCUUUUACAUGUCACCAGAAUGUCAACAAACUCCAUCAAGGCCAUAUGCUCGCUACGCUGCCGCGCCCAAUGAUGUUUGGAGCCUUGGUGUAAUCCUGGUGAACUUGACCUGUGGUCGCAAUCCAUGGAAAAAGGCCUCUCCCGAGGAUUCCACGUUCAGAGCAUUCCUCCAGGAUCCCAAGUUUUUGAGCUCGAUCUUGCCCAUAUCUGUCGAACUCAACGUGAUCUUGCGCCGGAUCUUCGAGUGUGAACCACACAAGAGGGUUAGUCUCCAGGAACUCCGGGAGUUGAUCAUCAACUGUCCCAGGUUGACCAUUAACUCCUACAACACUCUGCCUCCGUCACCUGCCGCAUCUCCAUAUGCGUACGUUGAUCCCGUGGAUUGUGCCAACAUGGCUCUGCCACCGUCACCACCUGCAUCGCCUUGUCCUCAACCACCAUUCCACACACAACCCUCGGAAUGGUCUCUGUUUGGCACGACGUCCAAGUCAGGUUCAUCUUGUUCUUCUGUUUCCACGGAUUCCGGGUACGAAUCCGAAAGUCUUUUCAACGACGCUGGCCAGUAUAUGCAACCACCUCCGGUUUUCAAUUUCUACGGCAAUGUUAUUCCGUUGAACAACGAAACCGACAAGCCUACAACCUAUCAUCCUUUUUCUCCACCCGGAUUCAGCCCAGCAGUCGCAACCUAUUAAUAUCCUUUUUUGGUGACUACGCGAACGAUUAUACGUUCAGCAGCGACCGCUUUGAUGUUCUCUUACGACAUUCACGGCAUUUAUGAUCGAUUGGAGUUUUUGUUUUUCCAAAACUGUUUUCAUCUGGAUACCCAGGCGGUUUACGAGACUUUGACCAAUUACCACAUGACUGGAAAGUUCAUCUGGAUCCUUUUUAUUACCGGAAAAAAAAACUAGGAACAAAAUUUGUGUGUUCUAUUUGACCGCACUGGACUUGAGCGUGUUUGAGGAGUUUCACCUAGACGAUGGAGGGAGGGCAUGUUUCCGUGUUGACUGUUGAAUGUGCGCGAGGAUGACGCCGAAGGAGAUUUGUUAUGUCAGCGUUCUGAAGGUUGGGAAUUUUGAAAGAGGGAAAAACAACUCAGAGGCAGAAAAUGGCGCAAGAAGUGGGAUGCUUUGUUGUUGAUUGAUUGUCCCUCAAACCAAGUGCUGGCGAGAGGUGACAUGGGAUUUGGAGAGGAAGUCGUCGAUUUAUUAUUUUCCUUUUGCUAUGUUUACAUGGGUGUCUCGAGACAUCAAAUAAGUUAUCUUGUAUGACCAACCGAGGGAAACAUCUUUCAAGGCUCUCGAAUUGGAGUUGACUUAAGGGCUCUCACGGGGCCAUGUUUGUCUAGUCCUCAGUCGGAUUGUCUGUUUAUCUUGUAGAUAGAUGAGUUCGAGAAGAGACGAAAACAAUAAGAUUCAGGUCUAAAUCCGUA
Molecule: messenger RNA, 2983 nt
Organism: Exophiala oligosperma
Lineage: Eukaryota; Fungi; Ascomycota; Eurotiomycetes; Chaetothyriales; Herpotrichiellaceae
Exons: 2
Coding region: 984-2246 (420 amino acids)
Biological process (GO): peptidyl-serine phosphorylation; autophagy
Cellular component (GO): cytoplasm
Molecular function (GO): protein serine/threonine kinase activity; ATP binding
Source: RefSeq, a predicted model, not a curated record